Giardia duodenalis is the source of this 2130-nucleotide messenger RNA. RefSeq names its product Ankyrin repeat protein 1. The coding region runs from base 1 to 2130 and encodes 709 amino acids. The transcript has a single exon. The record is from RefSeq and is a predicted model, not a curated record. Gene Ontology annotation, molecular function: protein binding. NCBI's taxonomy places the organism in Eukaryota, Fornicata, Diplomonadida, Hexamitidae.
AUGCAGCUACCUAAGGUUUAUCGGAAGUGCAAAACAUGUCUAGUAGGAAAUAGUCUGCUCCAUUGCGUCGCCGAAUCACUCACUGUACAAGGUCUGACUCCUGAAAAACUAAUCUCACUAGCCAAGCGGCUAGUAAGCAAGUGCUCUGGGGUGGGUCACGCUUUGAUUUCAUACUAUAGCGUGACUAUAAAAGGUGUUAGCACAAUAGAGUUUAUAUCUCCAUAUGUAGGAUGGUCCAUAGAAGACUAUCUCAUGCUUACACUAUAUGAGGGAAGGACCAUUCCAGAGGAACAAGUAUAUAGAUUUAUGGCCGCCAUCAUUUGGAUACUUAACCAGCUCGUGCACAUAUGCAGAACCUCACUUCUUAUGUGGAUCUUUCUUGGAUACGCCAAUCUAUCACUAAAUAAUUUCUGCCUAGAUGAGUUUGGAGCAAUACGUUUCCGCUUAGAUCUAGGUCACACGCUAAAGAACAUGAUACUGGUCGAUGAACGACUUGCGGACUGGCCACGGAUCAAAGGGAGUGAGUUAGGUGUUCAUCUUAAACUGCAUAUAAUACAGUGCAUCUUACGUCUAGCGUUUCCCCUUAACAAUUUAGAAAUAAAUGGAAUUGAUCCGUACUCGGGCGCAUUUUCUCGAGUAUUUAAAGACUCGGAACGAAGCAAGGUGUUUUGCAGUCGCAUGGAGCGUUUAAUUUAUUUAUUUCAAAAAGAAGACAUAACGUUAAGUCAUAUAUUACAUACAAACUUAUUCAAAACAGAAUUAGAAAAGUACUGGCAAUCCUUGGGCAUAACAGCAGAUGACGAUGCAUCAACGCCUCUCAUCGACUCUGUGCGUGCAAACGAUAUACAAAAAAUAUACAAUUUUUAUGGACGGCAGGCUGGAAUGAUGACUUCUUCUGGUAAAACUGCACUUAUGAUAGCAGCUUCCAGAGGAGACACACGCGUGACCACACUCUUAGCGACACGGGAAGCUAACUACAGAGACAUUUAUGGAAACUAUGCAACUCUGCUGGCAAUCAAGAAUGGAUACAAAAAUGUGGCGUUGCACCUUGCAGCGUAUGAGUCCAUGGUUCUUCAAGAGGAUGGUAUCACCCCGUUAAUGCUUCACGUUAUCGGCAAAAAUCUACAAGUCCCAUUUCAAGAACUGAUACAGGAUGCGGGGAAGCAAAUGAAAAAUGGAUUUUCUGCUCUUAUGAUUGCUUCCUUGACUAAUGAUCUGGACUAUUCAAUGGUACUCGCAAAGAAAGAGGCAGGAUUGUGUAACGCAGAAGGGAAGACAGCAGGAACACUAGCUAACGAGCAAGGAAAUACACAAAUUUCACAAUUCUUGGCUCGUUAUGAAAUAGUAAUGGGAGUUGAUGGAGAAACACAGCUUCAUCAAGCAGUAUUAGCGGGUGAUCUGCGCGCAGUGGAAGCUUAUGUACAUGCUGCACGUUCAUAUAAUAAGGCUGGCUAUACAGCGUUAGGAUUAGCAGCAAAGUUCAAUCAUACUGAUAUCAUAAAAACUCUGAUUCCCCACGAAGCUGGGAUGCGGUGUAAAGUUAGCUUCGAGGCAUGCGGCAGGACGUUUCAGGAUCCAACGGCUUUGGCCAUAGCAGUCUAUCAUAAUAACGAGCAGGCAGUGAAUCUUUUAAAACGGUAUGAGGCAGGAUUGGGAAUGAAGCCCCUCCAAACUACUGCCAUGAUGCUUGCAGCAGCGUGCGGAUAUAGCGGACUUAUAUCUCUUCUGCGAACUCGAGAAGAAAAGAUGCAAGACACACACGGCAACACCGCGCUGAUGUACGCCGUGAAUAGCUCUUCCCUAGACGCAGUUUAUAAACUAAUGAAAUACGAAUCUCGAAUACAAAAUACAGAAGGAUACACUGCACUUAUGUAUGCUGCCUUCCACAAUAAGGUACAAAUUGUUGCUGCUCUUAUGAAACUGGAAGAGGGGAUGAUCAAUGUGCAAGGCGAACCGGCUAUUAUCUGUGCUAUCAAGGCAGAAGCUAAAGAGUGUAUAAGUAUACUUGUUCGAGGAUCAGAGGUGUCGUAUUCUAAACAGUGUAUUGAAAUGAUUAAAUCCAGUGCUACACUGACUUGCGCUAUGAAGAGAGUUAUGUUGAGGUAUUUUAAAGAGGAGAAAUUUCAUUGA